Messenger RNA from Candida tropicalis MYA-3404, 1680 nucleotides. It is a transcript of the gene NOT4, whose product is annotated as CCR4-NOT core ubiquitin-protein ligase subunit. Gene Ontology annotation, cellular component: CCR4-NOT complex. Bases 1 to 1680 code for a protein of 559 amino acids. Gene Ontology annotation, molecular function: metal ion binding; RNA binding; ubiquitin-protein transferase activity. Gene Ontology annotation, biological process: protein ubiquitination. Lineage: Eukaryota; Fungi; Ascomycota; Pichiomycetes; Serinales; Debaryomycetaceae. The transcript has a single exon. The record is from RefSeq and is a predicted model, not a curated record.
AUGGAUAUUUCCGAUAAGAAUUUCAAACCUUGUCCUUGUGGUUAUCAGAUUUGUCAAUUCUGUUAUAAUAAUAUAAGACAAAAUCCCGAACUUAAUGGCAGAUGUCCAGGAUGUAGAAGAUUAUAUGAUGAUGAGAGUGUUGAGUAUAAGACCGUCAGUGCUGAGGAAUACAAGUUGAUGCAAUUGAAGAAAGAGAAACGUGAACGUGAAAAGAAGCAGAAAGAGAAGGAGAAGAAAGAAAUGGAGAUGGCCAACAAGAAACACUUGGCUGGAUUAAGAGUUGUUCAGAAAAAUUUGGUUUACGUCACGGGUUUGAACCCUCCAUGUAAUCCAGAUGAUUUGCAUUCUGUAUUGAGAUCAGAUAAAUAUUUUGGUCAAUAUGGUAAGAUCUCAAAGAUAGUCAUCAACAAAAAGUCUCCAAAUCCACAGACAACUUCUCAUCAUCAUCAAAAUCCAGGAUUGGUAGUUUAUGUCACAUUUGCUAGAAAAGAAGAUGCGUUGAGAUGUAUUACUGAAUUGGAUGGAUCAUUAUGUGAUGGAAGAGUCUUGCGAGCCGCUCAUGGUACCACAAAGUAUUGUUCUUCCUAUUUGAGGGGCCAUCCAUGUCCAAAUCCAAAUUGUAUGUUUUUGCAUGAACCAGGUGAAGAGGCUGAUUCAUAUACCAGAAAGGAUUUGUCUACUCAACAAGGAAUCAAGAUGGGUAUGACUACAGGAAGCCAUACUACUUCAUUUGGAGAAGAUUCUGAUCAUUUGGGACAUCAACUUUCUGACGAUGAGCUGCAACCACAUUCUUCUAUGCAACACCAACAAGCUUCCCAUGAAGUACACAGAGAGCAUUUACCGUCCACUGCUCAUUGGGCUACUACUGGUACAACAUCUGGAAGUAAUUCACCAUCGGUUAACAAUAACAUUCCAUUGGCUAAUUCUGCAGCAUUCCCAACAUUAGGUGAGAUUGCACGUGAUAUGAAACAACAGCAAAAGAAAGAAGUAAAACCACGUGUUAAGGCAGCCAAGUCAAAUAAUGUUCCAACAUCUGAUGAUAUCGACUUGGAUGAUAAUUCUGUUUUGAAAUUUGCAGAAUCUACUUCCGAACAAUUGAGAGAUUUGGAUGAUGUUAGAAAUGUUCGUUUUAAGAGUUUUGAUACCGGGAAAAUUUUACCAUUGUUCAAUUUUAGGGGUGAUUUCACGAAUGACAUCAAACCAGAGGAUGAGAAAGUUAUUGCUCGUCAAGUUAUUGAAAGGUUCCUUUUGAGACCAAUUAAGAACUACCAUUUGGCUUAUCAAAACCACCCAAUUAUGCAGCAGCAAGCAAUGUUGCAACGUCAACAACAGGUCCAACAACGUACCCCUGGGUUGCAAGCCGCUCAAUUGCAGCAACAAAAGAACGAAGAGCAGCAAAAGCAAGCACAACAACAACUUUUAUUACUUCAAUUGCAGCAUCAGCAACAACUUCAACAGCAACAACAACAACUUCAACAGCAACAGCAACAAUCACAAUUGGCUAACCAAUUGAAUACCUUGAAAGUUGCAGAUCGCUUAAAUACUUCAACACCACCACCCCCAGGAUUGUUUACAGCUAAAGUUGCUGGAGCUCCAGCCGAAGUCGCUAGUACUGUUGGUGCUGGAAAUCCAUCAUCUAGCUCUCAAUUGUUAACCCAAUUGAUGAGUGGAAAGAGAUAG